Molecule: messenger RNA, 3158 nt
Organism: Camellia sinensis
Lineage: Eukaryota; Viridiplantae; Streptophyta; Magnoliopsida; Ericales; Theaceae
Source: RefSeq, a predicted model, not a curated record
UCUUCACAAUUUUAUCAUUUUGGCGUCAGUAUAUAUUUAUAUAUAUUAUAUACAAAAAAGUAUUUAUAUUAUGUGGGUUUGAUGAAUUGAAAUUAGGGUUUGUUUUUGCUCUGUUCUAAUUGAUGUUGUAUCAGUUGAUUGAUGUUGUUAGGGUUUGAUCAGAUCUUUACUGUAAUGAGCCCUAAUUUUUUUAAUUGAAAAAAAAAAUGUUAGGGUUAUGAUCAGAACUUGAAGAAAGGACCUGAGCAUUGGUGUAGUAUAGGCGUGUGUCAGUUGAAUCCUAUCCAUCUAGGAUUGGAUUUUAUUGGUUCAGUAGCUCUUCUAAUUAGUCUAUGCGCAUUGAAUCUGCAAAAGGGGUUGAUGGAAAUUGGGUUUUGAAGGGUGCCAUUAGAUGGUUUUUAGAAAUUUGUGUAGAUGGUGGCAAAAAAUUGACAAGUGUUUACCUUUAAAGGUCAUGGUGUUUUUGUCUUCUUCCUGCAAGUAAGUUGUUCAUAAUUGUUGUCAGGGAACGGUCCUGAUAGUGGUUUUCAUAAUGGGCAGGUGAUGGUACUCUAAUUGCCUUGUAGGACUCACGGAAGAUCCGAUUGCUGGCAACCCGCUUCAUCUGUCGACAAAGCUUUCAGGUUGAGAUAAUUUGUAGUGUCAUAGUGCUAUAGAGUUGAUUGUCUUGUGGUGCUUUCAGUUGCACAUAUUCAGUUCCACUUGUAAGUUGUUUUGGAAGAUUUGAUUGGGUUAAUUUGGAGAUGAUCGGGGAGCACUACCUGAGCUUGAAAUGAUUGUGGGGACACGGUGCAUGGACAAGAGAGAAGUUUCUGGUCUUUUCCUGUGUUGGAACAUCACCACCUGAAGCUAGGGGAAGCAUUUAAGCUUGUGGAAGGUUAUCGCGUGCAAUGUCGCGUUGCUUUCCAUUCCCACCUCCAGGAUACGAGAAGAAGGCUAGACUCAGUGAUACCGAUUUGCUAACAAAGGAGAAAAACAAAGAAAAAGGGCACAAGAAGGAUAAGAAGGACAAAGAAAAGACAGAAGGUAAAGAAAGGAAAAAGGACAAAGAGAUAAGUGACAAAAAACAUAAAGAGAAGAAAGACCGAAAGGAGAAGCACAAAGAUAGGAAGGAUAAGGAUAGGGAUAAAGAAAAGAAAAAGACAUUAGACAAGAAAAAUAUUGUAGGCCCAUUGGAGGGCCAAAAUGGCGAGAAGCUUGGAUCAAACUGUCUGCAGGGUGGUGAGACUGCAGGCACUAAAUUUUUGCUGGAGUUGGUCAAGAGAAUCAGAGAUGAUGGUGGAGCUAGAGAAAACCAAAUGCUUCAGAGUAUUAGUGUCACAGAUCAAGGGAAGGCUGAACUGCCAGGGAGGGUUGUGGAGAGCAAUAUUGGCAAUUCAAUUGAAAGAAAAGAAAAGAACAAUAACAAGAGAGAAGUUGGUGGAAAUGUUAAUGGACAAAAAAACAAAAUUGAGGCAAGAGGUGUGGAAAAUGCUGUUGUUCAAGAUUUUAGUGGGAUGGAUCAAAAAGGGGUUGAAGGGGCUGCGGCUGGACCAGUGGACAAGGAUGUCAAGAAGCAGAGGGAGGGGAAAGAGAAGCAUAAACACAAGGAUGGUGGUGGUAAAGGAGAUAAACACAAGGAUCGAGAACGUGAGAAAAAGAGAAAAUCAAAGGAUAAAGACAGGACCAAAGAGAAGGAGAAGGCGAAGGAGAAAGCGAAGGAGAAAGAACCAAAUAAAGAGCAGCCGAUAUUGGGAAAAGGCAGCAAAGAUGGCAUAGACAGUCACAAUAUAAAACCAUCAUAUCUUUUGAAGGAGGGCGACAAGAGUUCCACUGACAAUGGAAUUCUUGGCAAACGGAAGGAGCUUAAAGUGAAUGGAUUUUUACAUGAUGAUGACAUUCGGCCUAAUAAGUUACCGAGAUCCGUCUCUUCCUCACAUCAGCUUGUGGGAAACGGAAGAAAAUUGGAACCAUGCCAAGCUGCUCUCCAGGUUGCAUGUGAGAGACAGGCGGCGCCCACUAACCAUAAGGUGGAGGUUAAGGUUUCUUCCUGUCACCUGAUCCUGCAAAAUGGAAGGAAAUUAGAACCAAAGCCUAGUGCCAUUGAGUCUGCAUUUGAGAGGCAGGCGGCAGCCAGUAACCAUAAGGUGGAGGUUAAGGUUUCUUCCCGUCCCCAAAUCCUGCAAAAUGGAAGAAAAUUGGAAUCACACCCUAGUGCCAUUGAGCCUGCAUCAGAGAGGCAGAGUGCAGACAAUAGCGGCAAGACAGAUAAAGAAGCGAGGGUAAAUGGUUUGAAAGAGGCUCAACAACUAAAUGCUUGCUCAAGUAAGCCUUUGUCUUCUACUCCUGUACGAGCUAAGGAGAAAGUUGAGGCAUCUGUGAAGCUUCCACAUCCCGACUACAAGUAUCUGAGCCAAAUACUUUCUGUUCCCGAAGUGGCCGAGUUGUCUGAUUUUGAUGACCAGGACUGGUUGUUCAGCAGUGAUACCAAAGCAAGUUCUUUCGAGGUUGAUGGGACGCCACAGGUGUGGGCUGAAGCUUUUAGGAUAGAGUCUGCAGAUGUCACUGCUCUGCCAUACGUCAUUCCUUUCUAAAUCGGCACCAAAUGGAUUCAGCUUCUUUGUUGAUCAUCCUCUAAAUGGGUUUUGAUUCAUUAUUCUUCCAGAUCUGUUCUUCAAGGAAUCAAUUGUGCAGAUCUAUGUUGCAGUAUGCCCAGCCUCCUUGUUCUGAAAGUGAAAUCAUUUCCUUGUCGAUAUAAAUUGUCAUGCAACACAAGCACGGCCUUCUUUGCUCACGGUUCUCCAGAUUGUAGCACCCCUGCACGACGCCCAUGACUCGGGUUAUUGGGGGUCUCUUGUUUUCUAGUUAGUGAUCCAUGGAAACAAAUUUAGGCAUUACUGGAAACUUGGAAUUAUGAUUUUCCAGGAUUUGUGAUGUUCCCCCCUUAUUGGAUAGGGGGAAGACAGGAAUGUGUUGGGAAUUUUGAGAUGGUUCCCUACUCUAAUUUUUUUAUUUUAUUUUUGGCGCUUGAGGACCCAUACACUGAUUGAGAAUGACAUAAUUGCUGUGGUUUUUAUUGCACCACUACAAAAUUUUGCUUUGUAACAUAUGAUAUCCAUUUAUAUGAUGAGUAUGUAUAUUUAAGGGAAAAUAUAAAGGAAGCACUGUCAUUUAUUUCA